CACGGACUUUUAUUUUGACAUGUCGUUGAGCACCAGUAAAGCCUUGUGUUGUUAUACGAGCGCAUGUAAGCAUCCAGGGAUAUUCCCCUACUUGAGAUGGAGGCGUUGCUGAAGAGAGAGCUGGGCACAUCUCUUCUGAAGAGCACUGGUCAUUCAGGAGGAGGAUGCAUCAGUGAAGGCCAGAGCUUUGACACUGACACUGGCAGAGUGUUCGUCAAGAUCAACCACAAGAAUGAGGCUAGAAGGAUGUUUGAUGGAGAGAUGGCGAGCUUGGAAGCGAUCCUGGCUACAAACACAGUGAAAGUGCCCAGGCCUGUGAAGGUCGUGGACCUUGAGAGAAGUGGAGCUCUUCUCAUAAUGGAACAUGUGGAGAUGAGGAGCUUAAAUAAAUACUCAUCAAAGCUGGGGGAACAACUAGCUGACCUGCAUCUUUACAACAAGAAACAGACAGAGAAACAAAACAAGGAACAGCAGACUGUUGGAAAAGGAUCAGGAACAUCUGAAAUUCAACUAGCCAACAAGUUUGGGUUUCACGUGACUACCUGCUGUGGUUAUAUCCCUCAGGUAAAUGAUUGGCAGGAUGAUUGGGUGUCUUUUUUCGCCCAGCAAAGGCUGCAGUACCAGCUCAGCUUGGUGGAACAGUCAUAUGGAGACCGAGAAGCCAGGGAAUUGUGGGCCAAACUCCAACUGAAGAUCCAUCAGCUGUUUACAGACGUAGAGGUGGUUCCAGCUCUGCUGCAUGGAGAUCUCUGGGGAGGAAAUGUGGCCGAAUGUUCUGACGGUCCCAUCAUCUUUGACCCAGCAUCGUUUUAUGGCCAUUCAGAGUUCGAACUGGCUAUUUCUGGCAUGUUUGGUGGUUUUGGGAGCUCGUUUUACAAUGCUUACCAUGAGAAGAUCCCCAAGGCCGCUGGCUUUGCAAAGAGGCAACAACUAUACCAGCUGUUCCACUAUCUGAACCACUGGAAUCAUUUUGGUGGUGGCUACAGGGGUUCUUCUCUACGGAUUAUGAAGGAUCUAACAAAGUAGAUGCACCCUGAUUCAUAAAGUCAUCAUUAAUGAAGGUGGAUGCAUUGACAAGAUGAAAAAGUCUGUUGUCUUAAUAUAAUUUACACAGAUUU
Molecule: messenger RNA, 1118 nt
Organism: Sinocyclocheilus anshuiensis
Lineage: Eukaryota; Metazoa; Chordata; Actinopteri; Cypriniformes; Cyprinidae
Gene: fn3krp
Product: fructosamine 3 kinase related protein
Exons: 7
Coding region: 97-1026 (309 amino acids)
Source: RefSeq, a predicted model, not a curated record